UAUCCAUGAUUUAAAUUUAAUAUUAAUAGCGAUAAAUAAAAGUUCACAGCGAUCGGUGAAGAGCGCGACCCCUGGCUGCAGGUCAGAGGUCACGCGCGCGCCGUUGCCAUGGAGACCGCGCCGAAGCUUCGCCGAUCGAUUAACGGAUUUGUGUGAAACGAACGCGUGAAUCACGGCUUGCGUUUGUUCCGUUAAAACGCGAAUCAAAGCUGACAUGCGACGGCUGCGUCCGAGGAAUGAACAAUUACAGGGUCAUCAGGAAGAUCGGAGAGGGCACGUUCUCUGACGUCAUGAAGGUCCAGAGUCUGAAGGACGGCAAAUAUUACGCCAGCAAAACCAUGAAACAAACCAUCAAGAGUGUGGAUCAGGCUCACAGUCUCAGGGAGGUUCAAGCCAUGAAGCGUUUGAGUCCGCAUCCCAACAUCCUCCAGCUUCACGAACUCAUUUACGAUAAAGACUCGGGAACGCUGUCGCUCAUCUGUGAGCUCAUGGAGAUGAACAUAUACGAGUUCAUUAAAGGUACGGUGCGUUUGCUGUUUAACAUCAGUCACUCAGAGGUAAACGUGCCUUGUGUUCCUCCUCCAGGCCGUCAGUGUCCUCUAGCGGAGAGUAAAGUCAAGCACUACAUGUUCCAGCUGUGCCACUCUCUGGAUCACAUGCACAGCCACGGCAUAUUCCACAGAGACGUGAAGCCGGAGAACAUCCUGAUCAAGAACGAUGUGCUGAAGCUGGCAGACUUCGGCUCCUGCAGGAGCAUCUUCUCCAGACCUCCUCACACCGAGUACAUCUCCACGCGCUGGUACCGAGCGCCCGAGUGCCUGCUGACCGACGGACACUACUCGCAGAAGAUGGACGUGUGGAGCGCCGGAUGCGUCUUCUUCGAAAUCCUCAGUCUGAGCCCUUUAUUCCCCGGCCGAAACGAGUUAGACCAGGUCAACAAGAUCCACGAGGUUCUGGGCACGCCGGACACCACGCUGCUGCAGAAGUUCAAACAGUCUCGUGCGAUGCGCUUCGAUUUCCCUCCUCGUAAAGGCUGCGGGAUCUCUCAGCUGAUUCCUCACUGCUCUGCGGCGACUCUGUCUCUGCUGCACCAGAUGUUGACCUACGACCCCGAGGAGCGCAUGAGCGCCCGCGCAGCGCUGCAGCACCCCUGCUUCAGAGACCUGCGGAUGGCCGAGAGGAAGGCAGCGAGUCUGCGGAAGGCGAUCGGAGCCGAGGGAGAGUCCAGCGGGAUCCCUGCAUCCGUGGAUCAGCUGUGGCGCAUCGCACGGCAGGGAAGACGACAGCAUCUGAAGCACGCCGGCGACCCGCUCAGCCGACGAAACGCCUCGCACUUCCCUCUGGAGCUACCAAAACUCAACGUGGUGAUCCCGACACCGAAGAUCCCUUACCCGGUGUCCAGCUUCCCCGCGCUGAGCGUCUCGCACCGCGGCUCUCUGCCUGCCAUCUCCAAGAAGUGCCACUCGCGUCUGACCAAACCCAAAGAAGAGCCACGCCACUUCAAGAGCUACUUCAUGCCUCCGCUGGAGCGCAGCCCAGACGAGUACUGAUGCCCCCGAACCGCGUCUGAGUCUGUGCACAGCAGCACACGCUCCGUCCCUUCUGCUGGUUUGAGCAGUCAACAGACCAAAAGAGUCAACAUUUCACAUUACAAAAUAAAAGUCUUCGCACACACAGAAACAUGCCGUUUUCAAACCAACACGCGCUGACAUGUGCAUGGGUUUAUUAGCGGACCGACUCAAAGCGGCACGAUACACAUCGGCCCGAAUCAGCUGACGUAACUGGAGUUUUAUUUCUUUCAGAUUGUUGGAAGCAGACUCUAUAAACACGGAUGUAACAAAUGUAGAAUGAAAGUCUGCUUUCCAUCAUUUAACCAGACGAACGAAUCUCUGUAAACCAGACGAUCUCACGGCGGAGACAGCAAGUGCCAUUCCUUCCUUUAAGAUCUCUGUGCCGCUCGUUCCUGGUGUUAUUACACAUUUUAUAUUUGCACAGAUGUUUCAUGAUUAUUAUAAACAGGAUAAUAAACGCUGGUUUGCUAUUAUUGGGAGCCACUGUGACUUUCCACAAGUGGACUUUAAAGUCUUCAAUAAAGGGGUUUUACUUUACACUCGUUGCAGAUUGCCA
Messenger RNA from Onychostoma macrolepis, 2127 nucleotides. RefSeq names its product MAPK/MAK/MRK overlapping kinase-like. Gene Ontology annotation, biological process: protein phosphorylation; intracellular signal transduction. The transcript has 11 exons. Gene Ontology annotation, cellular component: nucleus; cytoplasm. Gene Ontology annotation, molecular function: protein serine/threonine kinase activity; ATP binding. The record is from RefSeq and is a predicted model, not a curated record. Bases 237 to 1550 code for a protein of 437 amino acids. NCBI's taxonomy places the organism in Eukaryota, Metazoa, Chordata, Actinopteri, Cypriniformes, Cyprinidae.